AUGUAUUUGAGUGUUCUACGGGAUAUUGGUGCAGAUAAACUUAAAAAAGUUAUUGAAGCAAGUGGUUCUAGUAUUAAGGAUGAAUUAAAAACUGAUAUCGAAAGGAUUACUAAAUAUAUUUCAGAUAUUGAAUAUAAAAUUGGCGAAAAAUUAACAAUUAAAGAAAUGAAUGAUUAUAUAUUUGGAGAUGAAAAUAAAGCUAUUGAAUAUGAAAACAAAAGAGCUAUUCAUAGUUUAAAUACUCUAAACGAGAAACCUAGCGAGAAGAAAAAAUUCCCUGAUUAUACAAUUAUCUUUAAGUUUAUGAAAGAGGUAUUUCCUCUAAAAAGCGGUACCACUACUUAUGAGUUAGAAGAUAAAUCUUACCUCAAUGACCCUAAUGAUGAUAAUUUUUUAAAACCAACUGGAUAUUCUUUUAAUCCUAGAAAAGGUUCGCUCACCGAUAAGGAAAAUGCUAUCCUUGAUGAUCAGGAUGAAAUUACAGGUUCGGAGGCGGUUUAUUUAAGAGAAAAUGAAUAUAUUAAAUAUUGCAGAACUAUGCAACAACUAUUUUUAGCAAUGAAAAUUUCUUCUGAUAUUCAUGAUUAUGAUGAACAUUUGAUGAACAUUUGUAAGGAAGUCUCACAAGGAAGAAUUGUUUUUCCUGAUAGAAAUACUGGUAAGUGGGAAGAUUAUGCUUCAACUAAACUUUUCAAAACAUCAAGUUCAGAUUUAAGAACUGCUCAACACCGUGUUGAUUCUCUAACAACUAAGGUUAAUGACUUAGAAAUAGAUAUUACUUCCCUUACUAUGGAAAAUAAAGACCUAGAAGCAGAAAAAAAACUUCUUGAAGGGGAAACCGAACAAAUGUUAGGGUACCUUGACACUAUUAAAACCGAGAUGAACGAUGACACGGCAUUCGAGACAGAAUUUAAAACUAAAAAAGAGGCAAUA
Molecule: messenger RNA, 933 nt
Organism: Funneliformis geosporum
Lineage: Eukaryota; Fungi; Glomeromycota; Glomeromycetes; Glomerales; Glomeraceae
Source: the annotation of a GenBank genome assembly